CUACGCCGGAGUCCCGCGGCUGCUACGGAGCAGCGGGCGGCGUGUGGCUGCGAGGCACAGCGGAGCCUAGCAGAGCCAUGCCCACGAACUUUACCGUGGUGCCUGUGGAGGCGCGCGCCGACGGCGCCGGGGACGAGGCUGCUGAGCGCACGGAGGAGGAGCCGGGGUCCCCGGAGAGCGCGGAUCCUGCCUGCCCUACGCCGGGAGAUGGAAACCCCAGGGAGAGCAGCCCGUUCAUCAACAAUGUGGAGGUGGAAAGAGAGAGCUACUUCGAGGGGAAGAACAUGGCACUUUUUGAGGAAGAGAUGGACAGCAACCCCAUGGUGUCAUCACUGCUGAACAAGCUGGCCAACUACACCAACCUGAGCCAGGGCGUGGUGGAGCAUGAAGAAGAUGAGGACAGCCGGAGGCGGGAGGUCAAGGCCCCACGCAUGGGCACCUUCAUUGGAGUCUACCUGCCCUGCCUACAGAACAUCUUGGGUGUCAUCCUUUUCCUGCGCCUGACGUGGAUUGUGGGGGCAGCUGGUGUCCUGGAGUCCUUCCUCAUCGUGGCCAUGUGCUGUACCUGUACGAUGCUGACUGCCAUCUCCAUGAGUGCCAUCGCUACCAACGGGGUGGUCCCAGCGGGAGGCUCGUACUACAUGAUUUCCCGUGCGCUGGGGCCUGAGUUUGGAGGGGCUGUUGGCCUCUGCUUCUACCUGGGCACAACGUUUGCAGGCGCCAUGUACAUCCUGGGGACCAUCGAGAUCUUCCUGACCUACAUCUCUCCAAGUGCAGCCAUCUUCCAGGCGGAGACGACAGAUGGCGAGGCAGCGGCCCUGCUGAACAACAUGCGGGUGUAUGGCAGCUGCGCGCUGGCCCUCAUGGCAGUAGUGGUCUUUGUUGGUGUCAAAUAUGUCAACAAGCUGGCGCUGGUCUUCUUAGCCUGCGUUGUGCUUUCUAUCCUGGCCAUCUACGCUGGGGUCAUCAAGACAGCCUUCGCCCCGCCUGACAUCCCGGUCUGUCUUCUUGGGAACCGCACGCUGGCAAACCGCAACUUUGAGACCUGUGCCAAAAUGCAGGUUGUCAGCAAUGGUACGGUGACCACCGCACUUUGGCGUCUCUUCUGCAAUGGCUCCAGCUUGAGUGCCACCUGUGACGAGUACUUUGCACAGAACAACGUCACUGAGAUCCAGGGGAUCCCUGGUGUGGCCAGCGGUGUCUUCCUGGAUAACCUGUGGAGCACAUAUUCGGACAAGGGGGCAUUUGUGGAAAAGAAGGGUGUGUCCUCAGUGCCUGUGUUUGAGGAGAGCCGUCCUAGUGGAUUGCCGUAUGUCCUCACAGACAUCAUGACCUACUUCACCAUGCUAGUUGGCAUCUACUUCCCCUCUGUAACUGGGAUCAUGGCAGGAUCCAACCGCUCUGGGGACCUCAAGGAUGCCCAAAAGUCCAUCCCAACAGGAACCAUUCUGGCCAUUGUGACCACGUCUUUCAUUUAUCUCUCCUGCAUCGUGCUGUUUGGGGCCUGCAUUGAAGGUGUGGUCUUGCGAGAUAAGUUUGGGGAGGCCCUGCAAGGGAACCUAGUCAUUGGCAUGCUGGCCUGGCCAUCCCCUUGGGUCAUCGUCAUUGGCUCCUUCUUCUCCACCUGUGGCGCUGGCCUGCAGAGCCUGACUGGGGCACCCCGCCUGCUGCAGGCCAUUGCCCGUGAUGGCAUCAUCCCCUUCCUGCAGGUGUUUGGCCAUGGAAAAGCCAAUGGGGAGCCCACAUGGGCCCUGCUGCUCACCGCCCUCAUCUGUGAGACAGGCAUCCUCAUCGCCUCCCUGGACAGUGUGGCCCCGAUCCUGUCCAUGUUCUUCCUCAUGUGCUACAUGUUUGUGAACCUGGCCUGUGCUGUACAGACCCUGCUGCGCACCCCCAACUGGCGUCCACGUUUCAAGUUCUACCACUGGACCCUCUCCUUCCUCGGGAUGAGCCUCUGCCUCGCCCUGAUGUUCAUCUGCUCCUGGUACUAUGCCCUGGUUGCCAUGCUCAUCGCUGGCUGCAUCUACAAGUACAUUGAGUACCGCGGGGCUGAGAAGGAAUGGGGUGAUGGCAUCAGGGGCCUGUCGCUGAAUGCUGCCCGCUAUGCCCUGCUGCGUGUGGAACAUGGGCCCCCACAUACCAAGAACUGGAGGCCCCAGGUGUUGGUGAUGCUGAACCUGGAUUCCGAGCAGUGUGUAAAGCACCCCCGCCUGCUGUCCUUCACCUCGCAGCUGAAGGCUGGCAAGGGCCUGACCAUCGUGGGCUCUGUGCUGGAGGGUACCUACUUAGACAAGCAUGUGGAGGCCCAGCGUGCUGAAGAGAAUAUCCGGUCUCUGAUGGGUGCAGAGAAGACCAAAGGCUUCUGCCAACUGGUGGUGUCCUCCAACCUGCGAGAUGGUGCAUCCCACCUGAUCCAGUCAGCUGGCCUCGGUGGCAUGAAGCACAACACUGUCCUCAUGGCCUGGCCAGAGGCCUGGAAGCAGGCAGAUAACCCUUUCUCCUGGAAGAACUUUGUGGACACUGUCCGGGACACGACAGCAGCACAUCAAGCAUUGUUGGUGGCCAAAAACAUCGACUUGUUCCCACAGAACCAAGAGCGCUUCAGCAAUGGGAACAUCGAUGUGUGGUGGAUCGUGCACGAUGGCGGCAUGCUCAUGUUGCUGCCCUUCCUGCUGCGCCAGCACAAGGUGUGGCGAAAGUGCCGCAUGCGCAUCUUCACCGUGGCCCAAGAGGAUGACAACAGCAUCCAGAUGAAGAAAGACUUGCAGAUGUUCCUGUACCACCUCAGGAUCAGCGCUGAGGUGGAGGUGGUGGAGAUGGUUGAAAAUGAUAUUUCUGCAUUCACCUAUGAGAAGACGCUAAUGAUGGAGCAGAGGUCACAGAUGCUGAAACAGAUGCAGCUGUCCAAGAAUGAGCGGGAGAGGGAGGCCCAGUUGAUUCACGACAGGAACACCGCAUCCCAUACCACAGCGGCCGCUAGAACCCAAGCCCCACCAACACCCGACAAAGUCCAGAUGACGUGGACGAAAGAGAAACUCAUUGCGGAAAAACACAGGAACAAGGACACCGGCGCACCGGGCUUCAAAGACCUCUUCAGCCUAAAACCAGAGUGGGGAAACCUGGACCAGUCCAACGUCAGGAGGAUGCACACCGCUGUGAAGCUCAAUGGUGUUGUUCUCAACAAGUCCCAGGACGCCCAGCUGGUGCUGUUGAAUAUGCCAGGCCCUCCGAAAAAUCGGCAGGGGGAUGAGAACUACAUGGAAUUUCUUGAGGUCUUGACCGAGGGUCUGAACAGGGUCCUCCUGGUCAGGGGUGGCGGCCGGGAAGUCAUCACCAUCUACUCCUAACCCUGCCGCCUAGACACACCUGGAUGGGGUCAGGACUGUUGCUAGCAGCCUGUGGCCAGGCUGGGGCCCACCAGCGUGCUAUCUGGUCAUUGCCCUGGCAGUUGUUGCCUGGCCUACCAAGAUGCUGCAGUGAUUCCGGCCACCUGCCACACAUGGCUUCCCACAGACAUAACACCCCCUAGGCUUCCUCCAAACAGAAGAUGCUCCGGGGGAGUACCUGGAGCUGUUCUGAUAGGAAUGGC
Molecule: messenger RNA, 3589 nt
Organism: Acomys russatus (golden spiny mouse)
Lineage: Eukaryota; Metazoa; Chordata; Mammalia; Rodentia; Muridae
Product: solute carrier family 12 member 7
Exons: 25
Coding region: 78-3347 (1089 amino acids)
Biological process (GO): cell volume homeostasis; chemical synaptic transmission; potassium ion homeostasis
Cellular component (GO): membrane
Molecular function (GO): potassium:chloride symporter activity
Source: RefSeq, a predicted model, not a curated record